Messenger RNA from Pocillopora damicornis (cauliflower coral), 1338 nucleotides. RefSeq names its product serine/threonine-protein phosphatase PGAM5, mitochondrial. Gene Ontology annotation, biological process: positive regulation of mitochondrial fission; peptidyl-threonine dephosphorylation. Gene Ontology annotation, cellular component: mitochondrion. NCBI's taxonomy places the organism in Eukaryota, Metazoa, Cnidaria, Anthozoa, Scleractinia, Pocilloporidae. Gene Ontology annotation, molecular function: protein serine/threonine phosphatase activity. The record is from RefSeq and is a predicted model, not a curated record.
AAUAAGAUAUUCAGAUAUCGCGGAGUGACAGCAUCCGUUUAUUUGAACUAGAAUUAAAUUUAUGCGAAAAAUGGCAGCGUUAGGCAAAUUUUCAAGAUUCGCAGCAGUUGCCUCGGCAGCGGUAACUUUUUCAGGAGCUUAUAUCUUGUUUAACGGGACCAGAAAUCCCGCACGUGCCAGUGGAGGGGGAACGCAAUAUAGCCCUCCUAACGAAUACGAACACCGCCUUCUUUACAAACCGACGGGUUUUCGAUGGGAUUCCAACUGGGACAUGUGCGAGAAAGGCACAAAGAGGCCUAAGAAGAGAGAUGACGGUAGCAUCGACGAGGAAUCUAAAGAGCUCAAGCCCACAGCUGUACGCCAUCUUGUCUUCAUAAGGCACGGGCAGUAUCACGAGGACGCCAAGAAUGAUGAUGAUAAAAGGCUGACGGACCUAGGAAGAAAGCAAGCAAACAUUACUGGCCAGCGUCUUAAAGACCUGGACUUUAAAUACACUAAAUUGGUUUGUUCUACCUUAAUACGAGCUGUGGAAACAGCUGAUAUCAUUGCUAAAUAUCUACCAGAGGUGCCAAGAGAAACAUGUGGCUUUUUACGAGAGGGGUCUCCAGUUCCCCCUGACCCUGCGUCAAAAAACUGGAGACCAGAUAAAACGCAGUUUUUCCAAGAUGGUCCUCGCAUCGAGGCUGCCUUCAGGAAACACAUCCACAGGGCAGAUGUUGAUCAAGUUGGAAACAGUGUUGAAAUUUAUGUGUGCCAUGCCAAUGUCAUCAGAUACUUUGUUUGCAGGGUUCUUCAGUUUCCACCUGAGGGUUGGCUUCGUAUGAGCAUAGGGCACUGUGGAAUAACUUGGGUGACUAUAAGGCCCAAUGGAAGGGUAAGCGUCAGAAGUAUGGGCGACACAGGACACCUACCUCCCAAUCAAUUGUCAUCAUAGACACAGGAUACUCAGGAAAGAUACCUUCUCCCUAAGGACUGUGCCACAGAUUUGUCCUUAAAACAGCAGCUAGGUGUUGUGUUAUUAGGAAGGAGUUAAAAUAAUUGUUAUAAAAGUAACCAAAGCUCCAAGUUCAUCUUUUUUCAAAGUCACUGAAUGGGGACCUAAAAAACAUAAAAUGUUUGCCAGUAAAAAAAUUUAGUUGCCUAGAAUGAAAUGAUAAUCAACAGCUAUAUAAUGACAAAGGACUUUUUGUGAAAUACUACAUGAUAUUCAUUUCAAGCCAUAGGGUCAAAGCAGUAAAAGCAUAACAUUGAGCCACAUAACUUCUGAGUGCUAGUUGCCAUAUUGACAACUUUCACAGUAAAUUUAGCUGCCAAUUGUUUUUAAUAAUUAUAACCAAA